AGAUUUUAAUACUUAUGUUCUUUUUUCAGGAUGAAGAUGGCUUUGAUGGUUUUCUGUCAUGUCAAGCAGGAACGAGUGAGGUCAAAACAGCAAGCACAACAAUGCUUGAAUUGCCUGUGCGCAAGGCAGGGAAGAGGUCGGCACAGAAAGUGGAGGAGGCUUGUGCAAUCUUUGAAAAAGAGGGUUUAGUGACUCGAGGGAGAACAAGUGUUGUACAAAUGACAGUGAAAGAAUUAAGUGUAUCUUCAGAAAAAAAGAAAGAUUUACAUAUAAGUGGAGUGGAAAGAACAGAAAAAGUCUUAGGAUAUGUGGAACCUGCGAGUGAUAAUAAAGCAGUAGUUGCAGCCCCACCAUCAUCCUCAUCCUUAGAAAGUGAUCAGUUUUUAGAGGAAAAAAACACUGUAGUGGUUUCAGCCACAAGCCAUGUGACACGUAAACAAACCAAUCAUAGAAUAAGUAGACCGCCAACAGUAAAAACUGCUUUAGCAAAGAAGUUGUUAGCAAAGGCAAAAAAGAAAAUGCCGUCUCUUCCAGUGGUUGGAGAGAAAAGUCCAAAACGGUUUAUAUUGCCGACUAUGAGUGUGAGAUCAUCAAGAAUUAUAAAACCCAAUAAAAGAUUGUUUGCAGACAUUACAGAAAUGUGUUCUACGAGUAGCUCAUUAAUGGCUGAUACGAGUACUGAAACAGGAGAGGAUAGUGUAAGUGUUCCAAGCAAGAGACUUGUUAAGCUGACUCGCAAAGGUCGUGGUUCUCACACACAGUUCCUGUCUCUACCUCGCUCACGUGCACAGAGCAAGAACUCUUUAUCUGGGACAGAAGGUGUGGGGCGUGAUCGUAUGCGUCGAACUAUAUCUCUUUAUACAGCUUCCAUAACGGGUGUUUCUAAAGGUCAGGUUGGGAGACCCCCUAAGCGCUUGUUGCGGCGCUAUGAGGCUCCCAUGCAAGAAGUUGAAGCAGAAGCUCCUGACUCUCCUCAGAGAUGCGAUCCUAAAGAGUCGAGAGUUAAAGAAAAAAUAGAAAAAUUGCUUCGUUCCCCGUGGGAUGAUAGACUGAAGCAAUCUGGAAAGGGAGGGAAGAUUGAAAGUGAUGAAUUGCUGGCUGCUCCUGCUAGCAGUACCUCUCCAGCACUCUCUGCAUCUGUUCUUUCACGCAACAUACUUAGGAAAGCACGUCUCAACCUGAACAAAACAACCCUCCAGAAAAUCCGCAACCCAGCAUCCCUCCAGAGGCUCAUUCCAAUGUGUGAUGAAGGAAGUGUAGAGGGAAAGUGUGCCAUCUGCGACUUAGCUGAUGGAAACUCGCGAAAGUUUGGUAUUGUGUUUUGUGAGAUCUGCAGCAACUUCCUUCACAAUGCCAGUGAUGGUCCAAGAGAGGUUUUUGAAUGUCAAGGCAGUAAAGGUGAAUGUCAAUUUCAGGGCUAUGUGGAAGAAGAUCGCUGCCUAGCUUGCUGGCUGUCUAGAAUACUUGUCUCAUGUUCCAUGCCUAGCCUUCUUCAUGAUCGUCUUCGCAAACGAUUACCAACAAUUUUGAAAGAGCACAUACCAACAAGCUUAGCCCGGUGUAUGAAUGUUGGUGGUCUACCAAUCAUAUUAGAAAAAGAUGCAGACUUAGCAAGUCACACAAAGAGAUUGCCUUUAGAUCCAGGAGGGGGUGGGGCAUUUGGAUCAGUGAUGGACUUACCAGGUGGAUGGCGGCGUAAAACAGGACCAGAAGUUGUUGUUAUCAGCCCCAGUGGGGAAAAAUUCAAAAGUGUACAAAAAUUGGAAGAAUUUCUAAAAAAACAAGGUAUUAGCACAGAUGCACGUGUUCUUUUUGGUAAUAACAGUCCUGCAGUUUGUCGAAGCUCUGAAGUAAAGUCUCGACCAUCAGUCCAAAGUAACAUCAGCGAACGAGGGAAAGUAGUAAUGACAACCCUGCCGGGUGGGUGGAUACGAAGAAUUAAAUGGCGAUCAGCUGGUGAUCGUUUUGAUACUUACGUAUACAGCCCUGAUGGCAGAACUUUCCGGUCCAGACGGGAGCUAAGUGCAUAUUUUCAGCUCAUUGGUAAAGUUGAUGAUAUCCAUAAGUAUUUCCCUGUAGUAACUGGUCACUCUGAUGCUUCAGUACCCAGUUCCAGUGACACCCCAGGAUCAUCUAGCACUGAACCUGUGUCAAGCUCAGAGUCAUGCUCAGAAAUUAGUUCAGAUGAUAAAUCUCCAGAAGCAUCAGAGUGUGAGGUAGAGUCAUCAAAAUCUAAAAAUAAAAAAUCUGGUUCUACUCAUGAAAAGGUGGCUAGACUUUCGUAUAUUAAAGAUCUGAAGAGUAAAAAUUAUAAUGAACAAGGGAGAUGUAGAAGCAAGUCAGGGAGUAAAUUGAAGACCACAGACAACAGUGGAGAAGAUCUUGCAGGUAAGGUAAGCUCAGUUGAUAUUAAAAAUGAAGGAAAAAAUAUGGAGCGCAAGUAUAAAAAAGCAAAAGUGAUAAUGAGAAGCAGAUCUAUGUCAAUUGGUAGAAAUCAAAAUAAAUGUGAUACAAGCUUCACAGAUACAACAGAAAGUGAAUCAGAACAAAAAAAAUCUGGAACUGUCAUGGUGUUUCCAAAAGCUUUCUCAAGAAGUAGGUCAAAGAAUACUUCUAAAUCUAUAGAAAGCCCAUCUUUAAGUGAAAAAUCAACACAUUUAUCAGAUACCCAUGUUGAAAUUACACAAGAAAUUAAUGAUACAGAUGUUGUCGAGGAAAUACAGGAUUUUGCAAAUGUAUCCCCAAACAGAAAACGCAGAAAGACUGAAGAGGGCCCUGUGCCUGUUGCAUCAAGUGUUGAAGUCAGUGAGAGGAAACCCGAUCCUAAAAUAGUCUUGAAAAUACCCAAGAAAGUAAUCAAACCUCUAGGAAGAAAGCAUAGAUUGAGGAACAAAAUAGUUGACAGUGACCCACCUGAUGUGGGCCUAGAUGAUAAACAAAGUACAGAGCAACAAGUUUUACAAGAUAACACAAAGGUUGUUCAAGAUAAAAAUAUAGACAUGCUAGCACAAGUGCCUAGCACAAAUAAAUCAUUAGAUGAAGCUCAGGGUAAACUUUUUAAUAAUGACCAAAAUGCAGAUCCAAUUGGAGUGGAGUCUGAACCAUUAGUGGAAGGUGUUAAGUCCAGUGAUUCCAAGGUAUCACUACCUAAUGUAUCUGAGGGAGAAGUUGUGCCUGAUUCUUUAUUAGUACCUGAAUUCAAAUCUAAAUCCAAACCCAAAAGACUUUCAGUUUAUCAGACCUGUCAUUUUGGAAAUGGUUGGUCUAGGAAAAUAAGAUGGAAUGAAAAAGGAGAAGGAAAAGUGGCUCUCUUGCAUAGUCCUGAUAGCCAGACUUUUAGAUCUCGAAUAGAACUGCUGGCUUACUUCAAAAAGGCAGGUCGAUCAAAAGUCGACCUAGAUUUUUAUUUUCCACCAGUUCUUAAAAGAGAACAGACAAGUUUAUCCUCAGAAACUAAGGUUGAGAAGGACCCUAUUACUGAAAUUUCAGCAGUAGCAGAGAUCACAUCAACUUCAGCUCAGUCAUCUGAGGUCAGUGAAUUUUCAGACACUGAAACACUUGCUAAAACAUCUGAAGAUUCUUGUGCUUCUGGUGAGGAGUCAAAGAAGCCAAGAAUAACCAAGGCAAUAAAAUGUUUUCGGAAAAGUGGCAUGCAGCCUGGGUUUAAGAACUUUCCUGAAACUGUCACUGAGGAAAUUACUUUUUCAAACCUAACAGCAAAAGUGUGUGACUCAAUUCAACCCCUUUUGGAAGAGCCUGGGAAACAUAUAGCUCAGUUAGGCAAAAGUGGUAGGAAAGUUAUUAUUGUUUCUACUCAGGAAGGAAAAUCAUCUGUGAAAUCUGAAACAGAGGAAGGUGAAGGACCCAUCAGUGAAGUUGGUGGACCCCGAGUCAAACAUGUGUGCCGUAGUCAAGCUCAGGUUUUAGGAAUUCCUCGUGCUGUAUUUCCAUCACCAAGGAAAGAUGAGGACCGGCUAAUAAGCUCGGCAAGCGUUCCUAUUAGAAAAGGAAACCAGAAACGGAAAAUUGUCACGGUGACCACAACAGCUAGUGGCAAGGUGCUACGGAAGACCCAGUGGUGCAACAAAUGUCCAGGGUGUACCACUCCAAACUGCCUCAAGUGCUCCAACUGUUUGGAUAUGAAGAAAUAUGGGGGCCCUGGAACUAAGAAAAAACCAUGCAUCAUGAGAAAGUGCCACAACCCAAGACUCUCAAUGAAAUCAGCCAUUAGUCAAGAGAGUACUUCUAAGGUACCACUGCAGGUUACUUCUACAACAGUAUCAUCUCCGACCAUAGUCAAAGAGACACGAAAAGCUCCUGUCAUUAAUAUAAAAGUACCAGAGGAAAAAACUGAAUUACCUGAAGUUUCAAGUGAGAGUGUAUGUAAAUCAUCACAACAAGAGAAGGGGGUAUUUGUUCCAAGACAAGUGACUCGUACUCUGCCAGACCAGAAGGAUCGAGGGGACAUUGCAGCUGGUAAACAGUUUGUUCCUGGAGCACUAGUUAACAUUGACUAUUGGCAGGGUUAUGAUGCAGACGAGAUGAUGCUCACAGGCUAUCCUGUCACCACUGCAUCAUCCCUACACCCUCAAGUUCUUUGCUUCCGUUGUGGCUCCGUUGGAAAAGAGCAGCUGAUCUAUUGUGCGUGGUGUUGUGAGGGCAUCCAUCCUUACUGCCUGGAGGAUGGUGAGGGCCCAGAGUCUGAGGCAGAGGAAAUAUUUUGGAUAUGCCGAAGGUGUGCCGUGUGUCAAGUUUGUGGUGCCCCAGGAGCAGAUUCUCUCCUGAGGUGUUCAGAUUGUCGCAAUUACUACCACUUGGAGUGCCUUGGACCAUCAGCACACAGCACCUGCCAACCCACUCCAGACCGUCCAUGGAAAUGUGUGAGAUGUACACGUUGCACCAGUUGUGGGAGUCCCAAUGUGGCUCAGUGGCAGAAAGUUUCAGACAGAAGAAAAUCCUUGGAGGUAACAACAGUGGAGACCUCACACACUGUGGAUUUGGUUUUGUGCGCACGAUGUGUUACUCUCAGGGAACGAGGCAACUUCUGUCCUUUAUGUAAUGGCUGCUAUGAGGAUGAUGAUUAUGAUGCAAAGAUGAUGGAAUGUGGUCGAUGUGGAGAGUGGAUUCAUGCUAACUGUGAAGGGCUCAACAAUGAACGCUACCAGAUUCUUAGCUUCUUACCUGACACAGUGGAGUAUGUUUGUCGGAACUGUGUUAUGGAUGCAUCAUCCACUUGGUUGGAUGCCGUUGGGAGAGAAUUGUUGGCUGGAUGUGAGGCAGUCCUUCAAGCUCUACUUAAUAGCAGGUGUGCAAAGCAUCUUGUGAGGAGAGAAGUUUCUAUUAAAUUGUCUUCCACAGGAGGUCUGACCCCUGUACCUUCUUUGCCUGCAAUUGGGACUCCUUCACUGGAAAGAAAUGAGGAGGGUUUAUUGGAAAAUCUGGUGGAUGGUGAGAGUCUGGUUCUUGUUGCUCACCCGAUGGAGCCUAAUAGUACAGCAGCUUCUCUAGGUUAUCUGACUGGGGAACUCCUUCACUCAGGAAAAAGUGAUACUCUACGGAGUGAGAAGGGUAUCAGCCCUCUGCCAUCAAAAGCAGAGGGUAUCAUGGAGUUCAGUUGUGUUGAUCAAGUUAAGAGUUCAGUGGUCAAUAUUGAUGUUGAUUUUUGUCAAGUGUCAUGUCAUUCUACCAUGAGUGCAUCAGAAAAAGGCAAAAAUGUUAACUCAUCUUUGUGUUCUGUGAAUGUAGAUGUUAAAGAGAGCCCUCAGGAUAAAGCAGUUGCAUUAACAAAUGAACCUGCUAAGCAGAUGUGUACAAAUUACAGUAAUAUUGACAAUGUGGCAGCUAAUAUUAAUGCAGGUAAAAGUGGUUGUAUAAUUGGUGCAAAGCACAAAACUGAUCUCAAAGGAAAAUCAAGUAAAGAAAAGUGCGAGGAAGAGGUUCCGGCAUUUCCUCGAAGACAAACACGCUCUUCUCUGGCAGGUGCAGCACUUUCCUCCACUGCAGCCUCAAGUAGUGCUUCCACUGACCCCAUAAAGCUAAAGGAAUGCUCUGUGCGUUUAGAGGAUAUUUGCAAGUCAAAAUCUCCUUCGUCGUCUCCAAUCAAAACUCAAGGUGAACAAGAUAAUAUACUAAAAUUAGAAGUUGAACCAUGGAAAGAAUCUGAAUCAGUAAAAUCUCAGGAAGUAGAAGCCAGUACAAAGUCCACAUAUUGCAAAGCUCUAGUCUGUUUGGAAUCUCUGGAAGCAAAAGAUUUGGAGGGGGUAACAAGAGAAGCCUUGCAAGGUAUAAAGGCUUUAAAAGACACUGAUGUCUCAUGCACUCAAGUGGACGGCCCAAAUGAUGAAACCACGGCAACAUCUCGAGUGAUAAGAAACCUUUUUUUUGAAGAACGGAAUCAAAUAGUGUUGGAUUCCACCAAUUUGCUCGAAAGUAAGAAGGAAAAUAAUUUAGAGAAGGCCCUUGCUCAAGUAGAGGCUCAGUUGAUCAGUCCUAAGGAUAAGAUAACAAAAGAUAUUGAUGAUGAUUGUGUUAGUAGUGAAGAAAGUUCUUUUUGUGAUACUGACACAGAGAUUGAAAGUAUCCAGGAUGACCCAGAAGAACCAAGGGAUUUACUUUCCAUAAAGGAAAAACUGAAAGAACGGAAAUAUGAAUCUGUUCUGCAGUUUCACGUUGAUAUGGCGAGGGUGAUAGAAAAUGGUAGACAUCUGAAUCGCAGCCAAACUCGCAAUGUUCAAGCAACUUAUGCAAAGCAUAUGAAAGAGUGUUUUCCCUGGUUUGAUGUGAAAACACCAAAUGUUUUUGAAUUGGUAGAUAAACAAAGACCUUUCCCAAUACCACAUUUGGAUCAUACGUAUAUAUUUCGUACCAUGAUGGCAGGCAAUCGUCACUUCACAAUGCGUGAUGCUCCCAUAUUCAGGAAGCGAUCUACAAGCCCUCUAAAAGGCACUCUUCUAUCUCAACCUGAUCGCCGUAAAUGUGUUUUAUGUGGGAGAGAAAGUGACGAUGAGCCUAAUGCUGCGGGAAGACUACUUUACCUUGGUCAGGAUGAAUGGCUUCAUGUAAAUUGUGGACUCUGGUCAUCAGAAGUGUAUGAGGAGGUGGAUGGAGGUUUGCAAAAUGUGUAUCUUGCUGUGAGUCGUGGUCGUUUGAUAAAAUGCUCUGCUUGUCUAGAGCGAGGAGCAACAGUGGGCUGCUGCCACAAAACCUGUCAGGCAACAUAUCAUUUUCUGUGUGCAAGGCGAAGCUGUUGUCAGUUUAUGGAAGAUAAACGGAUCUUCUGUCCUCAGCAUGAGAGUACUUUGAAUGGGGAAGAGAAGUCUGAUGAUUUUAAAGUCAGUAGAUGUGUUUAUGUAGAUAUGGAUUCUGAAAAGAAGAAAUGGAAACAAGUUCCUGGUAAUCGUGUAAGCAUUGCUAUAGGUUCUCUUAAUAUAAAGAACCUUGGCCGUAUUGUUCCAGAGUCUGAUAGUGCUGAGGCCCUAAUUCCUAUGGAUUUUACUUGUAGUCGUGUGUACUGGAGUACUGUAGACCCUACAAGGAGAGUUUCCUACACAUGUCGAACUAGGAGAGUAGUACCAACACUCGAUGAUGCAUCACUUAUGGCAGAUGCAGCUUUUCAUAAAACAAUUGAUCAUUCACUAGGAGAGGAAACUGUUUAUAAGGAAAUGGCAGCUGUCAAAAAGUGGUUUAAGCAACUCGAGGAGCGAAAAGUGGAAAAGAAGUCUCGGGAAACCAAUAUCAUUCCUCCACACCUUUGUCCUUUGUAUCGCAGCAUCCGAGAAAGGGAAGAAGAAAAGAGAGCUAUGGAUAAGGUAGUUCACUGCCCAACUCCACCAGCCAUUGUAGAACUGGAUGUUCAACAGUGCAUUGAUGAUAUAAUUGAUAAAGUUAGUCGAUCUGUAGAGGAAGAAAGCUUACUUUUGGACACUGAUUUACCAGCCAUUGUUAGUGCUGAUGACAAUGAAUUGAUAUCCAUGGUGCUGAAUGACCUUGAUGCAUGUGACCCUAUCACUCUACAGUCUACCCCUUCAACCUCAGGCAGACCAAGUCCACUAGAUAUUGACUUCCUGAGCACCUGUGAUCAUAUGAUGGACUCAGGGAAAGUGAAUCACUCAGGAAACAUGAUUCAGGAAGCUCAGGAAACAGAAUGUGACCCACAAGUGAUAUUAGACGCUACCCUCUCACCUGGUUGCAACCCUGCCCAUGACACAUACCAAGUGGAAUCCCCGAAUGCUGAUAUUAAAGAACCCAUAAUUGAGACUGUAUCACCUCCAACUACUCAAGAUCUUGGUUCUGUGCCUUCAAGUUCAAUGUCAUUGUCUAAUGCCAGUAAUAGUAAUACUCAGAGUUCAGGUGUAAAUGACAGCAACAGUAAUGUCAUAAAUUCAGGUAAUAGCUGCAACACUUGUAACAGUGAGAGCAAGAGUGAUAGCACAAGCGGCAGCAGUAGUAGUAGCAGUAGCAGUGAGAGUUCCAGUAGCAGUAAUAUGGCUAGAGAAAGUAGUAGUCCAGAAAGAUGCUCUGAAGGUACAGCAAGUAACACCAGUAGUCCAGACACUAGUUCCAGAACAAGCUCUGACAUUAAUGUUAGUAAUGAUACCAAUAAUGGCAGUACAGAUAGUAACAGUGGCAGUGAAACAUCUCAGGGUGCUGGAUGUGGUGCUAAAACCCCAUGCACCUCUUCAGGAAAAACUUCCUCUUUGAAACAAAUUUGCCGUGUUUUGCCCAUGCUCUCUACAAACAGCAGACGUUCCUCGUCAGCUAGUGAACACAGUGAUUCAGUUCCACAGACAGGAUUAAAUCAGUCUCCUCUAACAUCCCAACAAACUCCAAGAAAUUCAGAUGAGAAUGAAGGAAGCAAUGCCACUGGACGAGGAAAUGUUCGUAAGAAAAUUUGCAUGAAGAGAAACUAUAAAACUGUUAUAAAAAAAUAUCCUCUCAGGAGUGGCAUGAGAAAAAGCAAGCCAUAUGAAACUGUACAAAUUGAGAUAAAUGAGACAAUAGAGAUACCUGGAGGUGAGGGAUCUGGUGUGGUUCAUAAAAGCUUAAAAAGAAAAUGGAGUGGAAUUCUAGAUUCAGAAGAGGAAGAACAUUGUCAGAAGGACUCCAAUGGUGAUCAAGCUGGGAAAGAUAAUACAAGUCGGGGAAGUGAUGGAGAGAAUUCAAAAGAAAAUUCUGUGUCCAAGAAAGUUUUAAAAUUUACAGAUGACAACAAUGACAUUACAGUUAGUAUUGUCAACAACAACAAUAAUCUCUGUGAAUUUUCCAAAUCACGGGGCCACAGGUACCGUCACAAGACAGUCUUGCAGUUAGAUGGUGCAGCUGAUGGCUCUUCGUCUAGUGCUGAAAUGAGUGAGAGCCAAGAUGAGGGAGUAGAAGAAAGGUACAAGUCUCAGAAUCAAGAGGACCCUCAGACACCACCCCUUCACUCAGCACUGGCCAUGCGUAUCAAGGAACAGAGUCUGGCCAGAAGUUCACCAGGAGAGGAAGGUCCAUACAAGUGUGCCAAAUGCAAGAGACUCUAUAGAUGCUCUUGCAGCUCAUCGGUGGUUGGUUCUUCAUCUUCGUCGUCCACCAACUCUUCCACAUCCUCCCAACGAACCUCCAAGGACUUCCACCAAUGCCACAAUAGAUUCCACAACUGGCAUAGGCUCCUGAGGGUUAGCCCCAAACCCUUCAAAAUCCCUCUCUUGUACACAUUGUGGCCACAAUUUCCUCCAAGCAGAGUUCAAGGUCCUCUUAGUCGCUCCCUCCCAAGCCUUACCUAUGAGGUUUAUGUAAUUGAGGAUACAAAAGUGAUCUUUCCAAAACUCUCUUAGGGUCAGUUGAGUGUCUGAGGCCACUUCAAAGCACUUUUGAAACAUUCCUUUGGUGUACAGUUUUUUGAGAUUUGAAAUGACCUGCUGGUCCAUGGGCUGGAGGAGAAGAGUGGUAUUAGGAGGCAAAAACUUCACUUUUAUGAAGCUCAACUCCCCCGAAAUUUGCUCUGGCAAGUCUGCAGGAUGACCAGGAGCAUUGUCUAAUACCAGGAGGCACAUAAAUUCCUAUUUAUUUUCCAGGAGAUAAUUUUUCACAGUGGGGCCAAACACAUAGUAAAACCAGUCAUAGAAAAAGUCCCUAGUGGCCCAUGACUUACUGUUUGCCCUCCACAUCACACAGAUUAACCUAGAUGACAUUGUUUUUCCUGAACACACUGGGAGUUUCAGAGUGAUACACAAGUAGAGGCUUCACUCUGCAAUCCCCACUAGCAUUACUACACAACAUUAAGGUUAGCCUGUCUUUCAUAGGCUUGUGUCCUGUGAGUGCUUUUUCCUCCUGUGUAAUGUAGGUCCUGUUUGGCAUUUUCUUCUAAAACAAGCCUAUUUUGUCACAAUUAAACACUUGUUGAGGUUUCAAUCCUUCAGCUUCUAUGUACCCCUUGAAUUCCUGCACAUAUUUUUCAUCUGCUUUUUUGUCCUAACUGGCAGCCUCACCAUGCCUUAUCACACUGUGUAUGCUGCUACGAUUCUUAAAUCUCUCAAACCAACCUUUGCUGGCCAUUAAAUUCACUCACAUCACCACUACUUGCAGGCAUUUUUUUAAUUAAAUCGUCAUACAGAUGCCUUGCCUUUUCACAUUUGAUCGCGUGAGAGAUGCUAUCUCCUGAUAUCUGUUUUUCGUUUAUCCACACCAAUAACAGUCUCUCAACAUCUUCGAGUACUUGUGAUCUGUGUUUCGAAAAGAUACUUGCACCUUUCGCAACAACAGCUUCCUUGAUUGCCUUCUUGUUGGCCAGGAUAGUAGCAAUGGUUGAUUGGGGUUUGUUGUACAACCUCGCCAGCUCAGAGGCACGCACUCCACUUUCAUACUUUUUAAUUAUCUCCUUCAUUUCUAUACUAAUUUUCACCCUUUUUACCACAGAGUUGGCACUAGAAGCUUUCUUUGGGCCCAUGGUGGCUUAUUUAGCAAUUACAAGCACUAAAAGCACUGGAAUAAUACAAAAUGUACCGAAUGUAUGCGUGGAACCGACCGCACUGGCUUGUAAACAUUGGCACACUAACUGAAGGCAGGCCAGCUGAGGCACGCUCAGGUCAGAUGGAUGUGUGGACGCGUAUGGGAUGACUGAUAUAAGUCGAGUUUUUCAUCGUAGGCCGUUGUAAAAUUUGUACACUGAAAAGCUUUGUAAGUCGAUUUUAUCGUAAGAUGAGGCCUUCAUAAGUCGAGGGCCCACUGUAAUUAUAAUAAUAGACGACUUCAGAAGGCUGUCACUAGAGGGCAGUGUUUACCACAACAU
Messenger RNA from Cherax quadricarinatus, 11269 nucleotides. Its product is annotated as histone lysine N-methyltransferase trithorax. The record is from RefSeq and is a predicted model, not a curated record. Gene Ontology annotation, cellular component: histone methyltransferase complex; nucleus. Gene Ontology annotation, biological process: positive regulation of DNA-templated transcription. Gene Ontology annotation, molecular function: histone H3K4 methyltransferase activity; DNA binding; protein binding. Lineage: Eukaryota; Metazoa; Arthropoda; Malacostraca; Decapoda; Parastacidae.